Molecule: messenger RNA, 2694 nt
Organism: Folsomia candida
Lineage: Eukaryota; Metazoa; Arthropoda; Collembola; Entomobryomorpha; Isotomidae
Product: putative fatty acid elongation protein 3
Exons: 9
Coding region: 843-1700 (285 amino acids)
Biological process (GO): fatty acid elongation, monounsaturated fatty acid; fatty acid elongation, polyunsaturated fatty acid; very long-chain fatty acid biosynthetic process
Cellular component (GO): endoplasmic reticulum membrane
Molecular function (GO): fatty acid elongase activity
Source: RefSeq, a predicted model, not a curated record
GACCACACAAAUCGCAUCCCAGUGAGUGCCGUGCCCAUUUCAUUGCUCUCACCAUCCAAGGCUUGAGAGCCGACUUAUUACUGAUAACUCCAACUAUUUCCCCCCCCCCCGUCCCCGUCUUCAGCUCAUCCAAACAUUAGUUCGUAAUUUCGAAAGGGUUCCUGUUCCUCGAAAAUCAGGGGAAACCUUGCUCCCGUCAACCUACAUAUGUACACACGCCGUACAGCCCUGCUUGUUUGUGAGCAGAAUUUGGAGAGGUUGUUGAGACCGGCUUGAAUAAUUCAGGAGGAAGUGAAAGGGAAUGACGAUGAUUAAGUCACAUGACUACGCGUCGGACUAAAUUACUCUGCUGCUGAAACAAUUUGGACGUGUCAGUCGUUGGAGGGCGAGGAAGAUGAGCAGGACGCAAUUUCCCUGUCAUCAGUCUUUUCUGCCUCACUCAGGAGCCUACCUGACCAGUAAUAAUCCCAACAAGUCGCCUCCUCAGCCACGACCACGAAAGAGUUCCACUAACAAUCAACCUUUGUUGUGACAAACUCCAAAAGUGCGAGGACAGCAAUCGUUUGUGACACUUGUUCCACCGCUAUUUUCCUAUUGCUCCCAGGUGCAGUCCGAGAACAUUGCUGGCCAAAGUAGACCAGCAUUCACUCUGCGACCUACUACAACUCCCAACUUGCCUUUGGUCCUAAGUUCACUGGUCUCCUGCCACCGGUUUUUUCUCACAUUUUCAUACGUCCACCCCAAGAAAGCCCCCUCAUUGACACUCCACCACCAAUGAAGAUUUGACAGGAGGGUGGACAAGUUGUUUGUUGGUGCGGCCCGGUGACUCAAAAAGUGCGAACAUGGCGGCGUCGCUGAAUGUGAGCGAGGGGAGCGACACGUUUGUGGAGGUGUUUCCCAUAAUUUCGCCGGGAUACUUGACUGUGUACGACUGGGAGGUGGUGGAGCUCACGGACCUGCGGCGCUGGGUGGGUCAGAACUGGAAGGUGUCAAUCUACGCCUCUGUGAUUUAUGUCAUUCUCAUCUACCUCGGCCAAAGCUGGAUGAAGAAUCGGCCUGCGUACAAUCUCCGGUCGUGGCUCACCUCGUGGAACAUCGUCCUCGCCCUCUUCUCCCUCAUCGGCUUCGCCAGGACCUUCCCAGAAAUCUGGCAUGUCAUCAAUGAACCCCAUGGAUUCUACAUUUCAGUCUGCACAAGACAAGAGCACAACGCGGCCACGGCCUGCUGGGGAUUUCUUAUGACAAUGUCGAAAUUAAUUGAGUUAGGAGACACUGCAUUUAUCGUACUGAGGAAGCAACCACUGCGGUUUCUCCACUGGUAUCACCACAUAACAGUUUUUAUAUACACGUGGUCAACCUACGAAGACUAUGAGCCAUCCCUCCGGUGGUUUAUGACGAUGAACAUGGCCGUACACGCCUUGAUGUACACCUAUUACACGCUCCGUGCCAUGCGAGUGAGAGUCCCCCGACAGUUCGCCAUGAUUGUCACGUGCUUGCAAAUUAGCCAGAUGAUCUUUGGCGUCUUCAUUAACUUGUACACCGUCUGGGUCAAACGAAACGGGCAUGACUGUGUUCGUCGGGACGAGGUUAUCCAACUCGCCCUCCUGAUGUACGUGUCCUACUUCAUCCUAUUCGCCAACUUUUUCUACCAAUCUUAUCUCAAGUCCUCGCCAAAGUCGCUUAAACAGAAACAAAAGUAAAAUAAAGACAAAAAAUCCCUUUCUUCAGUUCCGUCUGUUCUCUCCCCAGUCAUUUCAUGUUCAGUUCUUUAUUCGGUGCAUUUCUUUCAAUUCCAACACCAAAUUUACCCCUCGGAAUAUGUUUAAUACACACACAUAUUUUAUAAGAAGUUUGUACAAAUGUGACAUUUUUUUACACGACCUCAAGAUCAAAAGGAAAUAUUUUAACAAACUCACAAAUCCCGACCCUAUAAGCAUUAAGGGUGAACAAACAAUCAGGUAGCAAUUUUUCAUGGUUGUAAAACUAACCUGAUUCCAUUGGGCAUUAAACCGAUUGCAUUGUGAGACGAAUCAGUGUUGAUUUUGCAAACAUGAGAGAAACUCCAUGCCAAAGAAUUUUUGAAUUGAUCCCCGAAAUUCAUUUUCUAUAUUACUAGUUCCUUAAUUAAUAUAUAUUUGGUUGCUUUUUGGUGGGGGGAAAUUGGAUUAUCGUAAUUAUGAAUUAUAUAAAUAUGUAUGUAGCUUGUUACUCAAUCACCAAUAUUAUUAUGAGUGUGUCGUUCGAGAUUAAUAGUCACUGGUCGCUUUGCUGCAAAGGGCAAAGUUUUUAAGAAAUUUUAGAGUAUCCUUGUGAUGUUUAGUAUUUACUUAUUGAUGAGAUAUGUAGUGAAGUGAGCUACUACAUACACGACGAUCUCCAUGAACAAUAUUAUGUCGAGGUGUUUUUUGAAAGAACAUUAAUUUUGUAUGGAAUUUUAUUUUAUUUUUUUUCGUGGUGAUGACGAAUACGUUUUAAAACAUUGAUGUUGUACAAUAAUGCAGAUUAUGUUACAAAUUACAAAAACCUUACAUACUUAUUUACUUGUGACGAGUUUAUUGUCGUCAUAAAAUGAAGCCGAAGUGUGUAUGUACAUACGUACCUCGAUCCUGCUGAACCUAUCAAGUUUUGCUUCAGCAGAGUAUAGAUGCCUUCAGAAAUUUCAACAUUAGAAUAAAAAUAAAUCGUUUUAAAGCU